ACAUCUUGCGGCAAAGGAAAGCAAUGUAAAGUUUCGCCGUGAUGCAAAGCUGACUGUGUGUCAGUGAUUCUGCGUACGUGUAUGCAUGCUUGUUCGUUGACCAGAGGUCAAGGAUGAUUUUUUUUUUGUGGGUGGACACUUAUCGAAAGUACACUUACAGUAUAAGAUAAAACAUCAAACGUCAUUAAAGAAUCAAUCCUGGCAAGGUGUGAACUCUGAUGUCUGCAUCUGCAUACAGUGUGAAAAAGUUACAGGUUUUUAGGACAUAACAUCAUAAACAUAAGGCUUCUUGUCUUCGGGUCACCAUGGGAGAUUGGGGAUUCCUCUCAAAACUUUUAGAUAAAGUGCAGUCUCACUCAACAUAUGUCGGGAAAGUGUGGCUGACGGUUCUGCUGAUCUUCAGAAUAAUGGUUCUCGGUGCCGGACUGGAUAAAGUCUGGGGAGAUGAGCAGUCCAGUAUGGUCUGCAACAUCAAGACACCCGGUUGCUUAAACUCAUGCUUCGAUCAUGCCUUCCCGAUUUCCCACAUGCGAUUCUGGGUUCUCCAAAUCAUCUUUGUGGCCACGCCAAGUAUGAUUUACCUCGGCUACGUUUUGCACAUCAUCCACAAAGAAAACAAACUACGGCAGAAUUUGCAAAACAUGCCGGAUGUGAAAGACAAAGACAAACUGCCAAAAUACACGGCAGAUAACGGGAAGGUUUAUUACAAAGGAAGUCUGCUUUGUUGUUAUAUGCUGAGCCUUUUUGUGACCAUUUUGUUUGAAGCAGGUUUCAUUGUGGGCCAGUAUUUUUUGAUCGGACUUCAGAUGCCCAAACAGUUUGAAUGUAAAAACUCACAAUGCCCUAAUACUGGUCUGCAUUGUUUUACAUCCCGACCAACAGAAAAGACCAUCUUUAUUAUCUUCAUGCUGGUUAUGUCGUGCAUAUCUAUAUUUUUAAAUGUAGGAGAGAUAUUUUAUCUGGUGGGUUACAGUGGCAAGUACAGAAGAAAUCCACCUCAGGUUAAUACAUUUACUGAGGCGUAUUGUUGAAAGAGAUGCACAGUUUGGCUUUUAUUGUAGGAAAUUUGAUCAUACAGCACAUUAGAUCAUUAGAUGCUUUGUAAUGCACUUUUAGUUUAUUGUAAAUAAGCACUUUGUAAUGAUUUGAAGAAUUCAAAGAUAUGACAAAUAAACACAAUCUCAGUUAUAUCUCA
Messenger RNA from Misgurnus anguillicaudatus (oriental weatherfish), 1195 nucleotides. It is a transcript of the gene gja12.2, whose product is annotated as gap junction protein alpha 12.2. Gene Ontology annotation, molecular function: gap junction channel activity. Gene Ontology annotation, biological process: cell-cell signaling. Lineage: Eukaryota; Metazoa; Chordata; Actinopteri; Cypriniformes; Cobitidae. The record is from RefSeq and is a predicted model, not a curated record. Gene Ontology annotation, cellular component: connexin complex.